This is a messenger RNA of Trichosurus vulpecula (common brushtail), 1023 nucleotides long. RefSeq names its product chromosome 6 C4orf17 homolog (gene C6H4orf17). The record is from RefSeq and is a predicted model, not a curated record. The transcript is spliced from 8 exons. Bases 1 to 1023 code for a protein of 340 amino acids. NCBI's taxonomy places the organism in Eukaryota, Metazoa, Chordata, Mammalia, Diprotodontia, Phalangeridae.
AUGAACAUUAACUUCAAAUCCCAGCCCAACCCAUUAAUUGGCCAUGAUACUUCUUGCAUGACCAGAAAUGCAAAUUGUUUUCUAGUGAGACACACCCCCCAUCCCCGGAGAGUCUGUCACAUUAAAGGUUUAAACAACAUACCUAUCUGUGCUGUGAAUGACGAGAGCUUCUUUAAAGCACUGUACGAUGUUAGCCGCUUGACCGCCCCAGAUAAGGACACACCACCACUCAGCAAAAUCAUCUAUGCCAACAACACCAGCUCUUUCCGUAACCCAGGGUCAAAUAAAAUGAAAAUGCCCCCUCGGCCUAAUUCUGAGCCCUGUAAACAAACAAAAGACUUCUUUGGUGAUUGCUGUGAUGGUAUUUUAAAGAUUAAAAAGGAAGAGCUUCAGGGCAGAAGUCACAUUUCUCACCCAAAGGCAAACCAAGGUCCUACGGUCUCUGAACACACUAAUCCCAAGAGUGAAGUGAGAGGGAAGACAAUUUGCAUACCAAACUACCUGGAUCAGGAAAUCAAAAUUCUGUCCAAGCUGUGUGAAAUUCUACAAACAGACUCCCUGGCAGAACUCCUCACGUGGCUACUCCAUGCAAGUGUGAAAGAAAAAGAAUGGGUAUCAGCUUUGAUCCAUUCAGAGCUCUCUGAGAUCAACUUGUUUAAAAACCGGGAGCACAUUCCCCAAAAGAGACCUGGAAAAGAGAAAGAAAAAUCUUCUUCCACUGCCAAAGCCCUAGCCAAGGAAGAGGUGUCUAAAGUCAACAGAGUUCCAAGCCAAAAACUGGAAAAAAAUAAAGAACCAAGACAAGAGGCUGAGGGUAAGUCUGGAUUGAUUAAAGAAAGAAGCAAACUUGAAGAGGCCAUUGAAGAAUAUUUCAGCAAAACAAAGCCUCCUGCGAAGAAUCUGAAGAUUUGGGAGAGAAAUUACUGCCCUCACUUAGCAGCAAAAGCAACAGUGGCAAGAAAUCAACAAGGGAACAGCCAAUAUUCCCAAAGACCCACUAAUUACAAUCUUUUAAAGUUUUAA